This is a messenger RNA of Verruconis gallopava, 1670 nucleotides long. RefSeq lists its product as uncharacterized. The record is from RefSeq and is a predicted model, not a curated record. Gene Ontology annotation, molecular function: oxidoreductase activity. Lineage: Eukaryota; Fungi; Ascomycota; Dothideomycetes; Venturiales; Sympoventuriaceae. The transcript is spliced from 2 exons. Bases 402 to 1535 code for a protein of 377 amino acids.
GUUUGUUCUAUGUUGCAGGAUUUCUCCUAGCCCUCAUUGCUUCCUACCCUGUUGCACCCUCCAUCCGAAAAUUCUCUGGACUUUGGAAUAGAUUUUCGGGCGCAAACCUCCGAGGCAAUGGAUAAGAUCUCUUGGAACGACCCUAAGUGGACAGCGAUACGUUGGUACACGUCAUUCCUCUGUGCUUAUCACGCCUUUGCGCUGAUUCCGUGGCUUUGUCGGCCACUUCCGACUGCACUCAACCUCGCCUUGUCCCGAUCCCCGCUGACAAGAGACUAAACAUAUAAGCCUGAGCAAUCUCGUUACUGUUCCGCCACUGAAUUGAGUACACGGUCACUACCAGCCAGGUCCAGAAGAUCUUGUGUAUACCCUUAUCUGUUGCGUAAAGAACGAUUGACGAAAUGGCCGUUCAGCCUAUCACCGUCGAGCCGAUUGCCGUACCCGAGGGCUCUGGCGUUAAUUUUGGUGCAAUCAUCAGCAACGUCGAUAUCGAGAACUUGUCAGAUGCCGAGUUUGAAGUGAUUCGUGACGCACUCUUCAAGCAUCAGGUUGUGGUAUUCAAGAACCAAGGCCACGUAUCGCCUAAAGCUCAAUUCGAGCUCACUCAACGCUUCGACCCAGCGGCGAACAGCUAUGGCCAUGGCAAAACUCUGGACGCGAAGCGUAGCAUUCUUCAUCCCGAUUUGAAAACCAUCCCACAUCAACCCCAGGUGCAAGUUAUCGGCAACGGUUUUGUGCCACAGUAUGAAGGUCUGAAGGACAUCAAGCUCAAGCACCCCCACCAUAAGACCUUCCACAAGACCGUCAUCCCUGAGAAGGAUGACUUGGACUUCACUCGUUUCUACAGGUGGCACAUAGAUGCUGCACUGUAUGACCUCGCGCCGCCCGUCGUCACAACCCUCCUUGCGGUCAAGGUGCCCGCCGGUCGUCGCCAGAUUUGCCGAUAUGACGAUGGCACCGGCGACGAACUCGACGUUCCCCUUGGCACUACCGCCUUCGUCUCCGGAUACACCAUGUACGACGUCCUGUCCGAGGAGCAGAAAGAAUUUGCGCGCACUACCAAAGUAGAGUACGCUCCGCACCCUUACAUCUGGAUGUCCGGCGCCAAGUCCCGGCCGACGGGUUUGGGCAUGCUCUCCGAAGGUCUCGAGAUCCCGCUCUCGGACCUCCCGGAGAUUCAGGAAGACAAGAUUCAAAUCCUGCCCAUGUGCUGGAAGAACCCGGUCGACGGCCGUCUGGCCAUCCAGAUCCACCCUUCUGCCGUCAGGAAGCUGCACCUCAAGGAUGGCACCGUCAUCGACGAUUUGGAAAAGGUCCGUGAGAUCUGCUACAACAUCCAGAGACCGGGCAUUUCGCCCAAGUACGUCUACGCUCAGGACUGGGAGGAAGGCGACUUCGUGCUGUUCCAUAACCGCGGCGUUCUCCACUCUGUUGUUGGCGCCUUCGCCGAGAACGAGGUCAGACUGUUUAGACAGUGCAAUGUUGCUGCUAGUCACUUUCCCGAGGGGCCAGACGCCGAGCCUACCGCAGCCUAGAUAGGAUUUUGAGCGUACGAGCGAAGGGGUGAGCUGAUGACAGAGACGAAGCUGAUUUUUGCGCUUGAAAAACUUUUUUUUUCUUCUUCACUGUCUAGAUAUUAUACCGUAGAACAAAUCGAUUCCAUUACCGAC